UCCAUGGCAACAUCAAACACGACAACCUGACUCGCGUUUUUUUCUACAGCAGUUUAGCUAGCAUCUCGUUAGCAUUUCACCAUGUCCUGGUUCUGGGAACAUUUUGACAUUAUAUUGACCUUUGUCUGGCUUUACGCACUUAUUAACCAAACUAGAUUGCUAAUUGUUUACUCUCUGUAUUGAAGUACCGGUCUCUGGAGAGGAGCUAGUCCGUUAGCCUUUAGCUCUUUAUCAAUCAGAGCCUCAUCAGCGUCUGCUGAACGCUCGGCUGCUUCUGAAAGCUUUCUUUCUGACAGGAGACACGAUGGUGCGUCUCACCGUGGAUCUCAUCGCUAAAUCUAGAAACCACUUCAGAAAGAAAAGAGGCCUUUCCUUCCCAGAGUACCUGAGGACGCUCACACACCUCCACUUCUUCAGCAAGAACAUCGAGGACAUAGGGGAUCUCUCGAUGUGUAGAAACCUCACCGUUCUCUACCUGUACGAUAAUCACAUCUCACACAUCUGCAACCUGGCCUUCGCCUGCAACCUCACACACCUGUACAUGCAGAACAACAACCUCACACACAUGGACAACCUGCACCACCUGCAGAGGCUCAACAAACUGUAUCUCGGAGGGAACAGGAUCUUGGUGGUUGAAGGUUUGGAGAAUCUUCCAGAUCUGAGCGAGCUUCACCUGGAGAACCAGAGGCUGAAUCCGGGGGAGAAGCUGCUCCUCGACCCCAUGACCCUCCUCUGCCUCGCUGAAUCUCUUUGCGUCCUAAACAUCAACAACAACAACAUCGAUGACAUCAGAGACCUGACGGUGCUGAAGGAGCUCCAGCAUUUCUCUGCAGCGGACAACAGACUAAACAAUCUGGAGGUAAACACAAAUAUCUUUACUUUAACCCGAG
Molecule: messenger RNA, 890 nt
Organism: Gymnodraco acuticeps
Lineage: Eukaryota; Metazoa; Chordata; Actinopteri; Perciformes; Bathydraconidae
Gene: ppp1r42
Product: protein phosphatase 1, regulatory subunit 42
Exons: 5
Molecular function (GO): protein binding
Source: RefSeq, a predicted model, not a curated record